GCGGGCGUCGCUUCCAUUCCCACCCAUGCCUCCUGCUACAGAGUAUAGACACACUCUUCUUCCCUUUUUGACCGGAUCCCUCUUAUUCUCGAGGCGGAGACCACUUCCUCCCCUUCCUGCUGCCUCUUGCUUACAAGUCGAUGGAUCCCGCAGUUGACCACGAGCAUGCCUUAGAACAACCAUGAUACGCAUCGCCACAAGAAAAGUAGUCGCGCUGGCCGCCCUGCUGUUGACCCUAUGUCUGUGCCUUUCCCCGGUCUAUGCCGUACAGGGCGGUGCAGGUGAAGCCACCAUAGAAGCCGCCCAGGUGCGGCGAAGAUCGACCCCAUCUCACCUUCAGAGGCAUCGCUCGCUCUCGUCUCGCGACGCCUCGACGCUCAUAGGCGGCGGCAAGAACAACGAAGGCGCAGCACAUGGACCAAUCAAGGCGCCCUCAGGCUCCAACUUUGUCGACCUGCCCGUGGGCACCAGGGGCGACCUGAUCGGAACGUAUUGGACUGCCAACCCCCAGAAUAGCUCUGCGACGCAUGCAUUCGUCAUGAUCCACGGCAAGUUGCGCGACGGCGACAAGUAUUGGAGCAUCAUGAACACGGCGCUGGACAGCGCAGUGAAAGAGAAGGUCGCCAACGCAGACGCGCACUCGAUCGUCGUCGCGCCCGAGUUCUUCUCCGCGGUGUUGAACUCUGGCGAGUACACUUCGCAUGAACUCGCCUGGGCCGACGUCAACGCAUGGCAAGCCGGCGAGCUCGCGACACAUCCGUCCGGCACGCAGUCGUCCGCCUUCGAAGUCCUCGACGCCUUUGUCGCCGAGUUUGCCGACAAGUCAAAGUACCCCGUCAUGACAAACGUCACGCUCGUCGGCCAUGGUGGCGGCGCGCAGCUCAUGCAGCGCUACGCCGUCGUCGGCCGCGAUGCGCCGGACGGCAUCCACGUCCGCUACGUCUACGGCGACCCUUCGUCGUGUGUCUAUUUUACCACUGACCGACCGCAGGUGGACCCGUCCCUAGCGACCAUCGAGACGUGCCAGUACUACAACACUUGGCGCUAUGGCUUUGACAACUAUACGCAGGACGUCGGCUUGUCGACGUCGGCAACACCUGCAAAGCAGCCGAUCGACUUUUUUGCGCAGUACAUCAAGCGCGACGUCGUCAGCCUCAUCGGCCUGCAAGACGUCGACGCAUCCGGCGACGAGUUCUGCAUGGCACAGCUGCAAGGUGGCGCUAAGCGACGCGACCGCAACCUGGCGUACUGGAAGUACAUCAACACUCUCGCGCGCACCGAUUCUGACAUGACCGGCUUCAACGCGACGUUUUCCGCUCCGCUGCCCGACUGGUCAAACGUCUCACGCAACGCUAUCGCGCACCGGCUCAUCAUCAUUGCUGACGCCGACCACAACCCUGCGCUCGUCUUUGGCUCGUCCGUGGGCCGCGCAGCGCUCUUUGACAGCGACGCGUUGCCUACCGGCUGGAGACCACCCGGUUGGAGUGCGAAUGGCAACAGACAGUCGAGCGCUGGCGGAAGUGCAAGUGAGGCGCAAGCACAGGCGGCAUCCGGAACCACUAGCAGUUCAAGCAAGAGCACGGCCUGCGUCAGGACGCUGGCCAUAGCGGUAAUCGCUGCCUCUGUGGGCGGUGCUAUUCUCCUUGUUUGAUUUGGAAGAAAAACGGACCCUUUUUA
This is a messenger RNA of Tilletiaria anomala UBC 951, 1677 nucleotides long. RefSeq lists its product as uncharacterized. The transcript is spliced from 2 exons. The record is from RefSeq and is a predicted model, not a curated record. Lineage: Eukaryota; Fungi; Basidiomycota; Exobasidiomycetes; Georgefischeriales; Tilletiariaceae. The coding region runs from base 182 to 1651 and encodes 489 amino acids.